AUGCAUAUCACCGGCGAUAGCGAGUCGACAGGAAGAGGAAUUCUGAUUGGAAUGCUUUCGGCGUUUGGCUCUGCUGGUCUGUUUGCAAUUAUUUUCGCUGUGAUUUACUUUUUCAAAUAUACGAGUAGAGGAAGGAUAUUAUUAGAUCGAAUCGGGCGACCAGGAGAGUACGAUGACGAACAGGCAUUUGCCCGCGAGGAGGCAGAAGCGUUAGAGUCGAUGGAUGAUCUGCAAAGGUCAGAAUAUCUGCGAGCCAAAGCAUUUAUUCAAGCAAACCCCCCGGAUUCGAUGCAGACCGACAUUUCAUUAUCACAGUUUCUAGCCAUCCAAGAGAAGGGGGUUUCAGCAUGGGAAUUUGAACCAGAGCUUGAAAUUGCCAAUUGUUUCGUAGAAGGGAGGACUGAGGUUGAGUUUUUCGAUUCCGAAUGCAGCGUUCAGAGCAACCUGCCAGUACCCAAGCAGAACGAGGUUUACUAUUGGGAAGCCAAGAUAUACGACAAACCAGAAUCAACAAUGAUCAGUGUUGGCAUGACGACAAAGCCCUAUCCUCUGUUUCGUCUGCCAGGUGAGUUUGAGACAAAAGGAUGGCAUAAAUAUUCUGUAGCCUAUUUGUCCACUGGACAUCGGCGAUACAACCAGCCUUUCGCACCCACAAAUUAUGGCCCGCAAUAUGUACAAGGCGAUGUUAUUGGGGUCGGAUACCGGCCUCGAUCUGGGACAGUUUUCUUUACUCGAAAUGGCAAACGACUGGAAGAGGUUGCGCAUGGUCUAAAGACGCAAAACCUCUUUCCAACAAUCGGAGCUAACGGGCCUUGUACUGUUCAUGUUAAUUUCGGGCAGAUGGGGUUUGUCUUCAUCGAGGCGAACGUCAAGAAAUGGGGUCUCGCUCCUAUGACUGGCAGCCUUGCGCCGCCUCCGCCAUAUGGUAGUGAACAGGGGAGUAUCCUUCUCGAAUCUGGAAGAGACGGACAAGGAUCGUACGUCAACGUCGGGCAUAGCCGCUCGCGGAGUGCUGUGAUUCGACCUGGGCCUCCUUCGAGCCCAGGCCCGAUUCGAUCGCCCACCGAUAUCUCUUUAGCCCAUCUCGAACAUAUUCCGUCUCAUGAAGACCCUGGUGAGGGGACGAGCAGCGUCAGCACAGCUGCGCAGGUCCCUUUUGGUGGAUUCUCGUCGGACCUCUCAGCUCAAGACCCUAUUCACCCUCCUCCGGAGUAUUCAAGUCCGGAAAGUUCUCAUGCAACCAGCCCACGCGGAAGCGAAGAUAAUGAUCGAACACCCAUGCUACCACACGAAUCUGGUUCUUCCCGGCCCCCAAUACCUAGCUAUGAAGCAGCUGUCGCCAGUGAUCCGCCUCGCUGA
Molecule: messenger RNA, 1359 nt
Organism: Xylona heveae TC161
Lineage: Eukaryota; Fungi; Ascomycota; Xylonomycetes; Xylonales; Xylonaceae
Product: SPRY-domain-containing protein
Exons: 3
Coding region: 1-1359 (452 amino acids)
Molecular function (GO): protein binding
Source: RefSeq, a predicted model, not a curated record